Dichotomopilus funicola is the source of this 1149-nucleotide messenger RNA. RefSeq names its product chaperonin 10-like protein. Gene Ontology annotation, biological process: D-sorbitol catabolic process. Lineage: Eukaryota; Fungi; Ascomycota; Sordariomycetes; Sordariales; Chaetomiaceae. Gene Ontology annotation, molecular function: L-iditol 2-dehydrogenase (NAD+) activity; zinc ion binding. Bases 1 to 1149 code for a protein of 382 amino acids. The transcript has 4 exons. The record is from RefSeq and is a predicted model, not a curated record.
AUGGCUGCCCGCGUAAACGCCUCCGUCCUCCACGGAGCCCGGGACCUGCGUCUCGAAUCCCGGGACCUCCCCCCUCUCGGCCCCGACGACGUCCAAGUCGCCGUCAAAGCCACCGGCCUCUGCGGGUCCGACCUGCACUACUUCGGCCACUUCCGCAACGGCGACAUCCUCGUCCGCGAGCCGCUGACCCUGGGCCACGAGUCGGCCGGCGUUGUCACUGCGGUGGGCUCUGCCUCAACCUCAACCUUCCAGGUCGGUGACCGUGUCGCGCUCGAGGUGGGCCAGCCGUGUGAGCGUUGUGAGCUGUGUGUCGCGGGACGGUAUAAUAUCUGCCGCGAGAUGAAGUUUCGCAGCUCGGCCAAGGCGGUGCCGCAUGCGCAGGGAACGCUGCAGGAACGGAUUACUCACCCGGCUAAGUGGUGUCACAAACUCCCCCCCUCGGUAACCCUCGAACAAGGCGCCCUAACCGAACCGCUAGCCGUCGCCCUCCACGCCCUCGACCGCGCCCGCCUGACAACCCCCAACCAAACCGUCCUCGUCUUCGGCGCCGGCACCGUCGGCCUGCUGUGUGCGGCACUCAGCAAAGCCGUGGCCGGCGCCCGCGUCGUCAUCGCUGAUAUCCAGCCUGACCGGGUGCAGUUUGCCGUGGAUAACGGGUUUGCUGAUGCGGCGGUUGUUGUGCCGAUGACGAGGCCUGAGACGGUGGAGGCGAAGCUGGCGUUUGCGAGGGAAGUGGCUGGGCUUGUGAAGGGGACGGUGGUACCGGGGGGGAAGGAGGGGGAGGUGUUUGGGGACGUUGGGGUUACGUAUGAAUGUACGGGGGUUGAGACGUGUUUGCAGGCUGCCAUUUAUGCCACAGCCCCCGGCGGCCGCAUCAUGCUCAUCGGCAUGGGCAACCCCAUCCAGACCCUGCCCAUCUCGGCUGCCGCGCUCCGCGAGGUCGACCUCGUCGGCGUCUUCCGCUACGCCAACACCUACCCGCGCGUCAUCCAGCUGCUGGCCAGCAAGGACCCCAAGCUGCCUGACUUUACCAAGCUCAUUACCCAGCGGUUUACCGGGUUGGACAGUAUCCCCAAGGCGUUUGAUAUGGCUGCCAGGGUGAAGGAUGAUGAGGGGAAGUUGGUGUUGAAAGUGAUGGUAGAUAUGUAG